Bactrocera latifrons is the source of this 901-nucleotide messenger RNA. RefSeq lists its product as uncharacterized. Lineage: Eukaryota; Metazoa; Arthropoda; Insecta; Diptera; Tephritidae. The record is from RefSeq and is a predicted model, not a curated record.
GAUAUGUUUCUACUGGACUGCCCUACCUAUGAGGACUAUUUGGACACAUUCAUCACACGUCAUGAUAUACAUUUUCUACGCAACAUACGCUUCUGUCGUAUGCUCGUCGAACUUGGCUAUCGUUCGGCGUCUGAAAUCUACACACCCGAACAGUAUGAGAAACGCAAGGCAGCUGUACAGGAGUCAUUAUGGCCGACGAAAAAAUCGGCAAUGUUAUUCAGUGAGAAUAUGAAUUCCACAGACCCCGUGCUGCUUGAAUUGGCACGACGUGAACAGCCGAAUACGCAGAAGAUCAUAUCGACCAUCAUAUUUGUUAAACAUCGGCUAAAGUCCGGUUUCGAGAUUUCCGGUUAUAUCGAUUUCGAACACAGCCUAAAGCAGGCAAAUUUAAUGGUAGAGGGUUGCACCGAUUGGUUGGGCGUAUUCCAGGAGCGUGUACUAUUACGUCCGAAACCGACGGAUCUCAGUUUUUACGAUUGGCACAAGGGUACGGUGCAUUACAAUCAUUCCGAAAACUAUGUGGUUCUACAUGAUGUCGAGAAUGGUCUGAUAUUUAUGCAUCGCGGUGAUCACAAGAAGAUCUGUGUCGAUAUUUUACGCGAAAUGUAUACAAAUAAUUGCACACGCGAAAUGCAUUUCUCCGAAAAAUAUGGACAUGUCAUAUUCUACGAUCACAUAAUUCGAAAGAAGAUAUAGUUGUCUAGCAUGUACAUAUAUCUUACGUUGCCUCUUUUUUUGAAUGUUAUUAUAUGUAUUUAAUAACUGUUCUCGCGCRUUUAUUGUUUUUGCUGUUGUAAGAAUAAUUUGACUUGGAUUUUUUUGUGUAUUCCCCUAUCGACCUGCGAGGUCCUUCGAACACCUAUGCCAGAAAAUCGAAAAAUAAAUACAAUUAAUUGGUCAA